CUUGAAACGCGCGGCGUCGUGUUCUUCUCGUCACGGUGCAAUUACGAUCGUCCUCGCGCCAAAACGCCGACACACCUACAUACCUACCCAUUCUCCUUCGCGAUCGGACGCUACCGUAGCUUCCGUACUAGCUUUCGAUGUAUCGAUCAUCUAUCCGCGAUUCGCGUGUCGGUUCCACCGCUCUUUCGAAUCUUGUGGCAUCCGGAGCGUUCUAACUGGUUUCACUCGAAUCGUCUAAUUUUCCCGUGUCCGUACCGCCUCUAUCUGGCCACGGUUCUCGAUCGUUCGCCACCGAUUCGUAUUUCCGUGCUAAAUCUAUCGUACGUAUAUCCUACUUAUGAAGUUCCUGUGCGCCACAUCAACGCGUAAACUUCGACGACGUGAUUAUGAACGGCUCGUGUGAAGCUUGGAAUACUUUGGACAUUCGUGUCUGUGCCACUUUCGUGUCUUUACUUCUUCCUUUUCUUUCUCCUUUCUUUUUCAUUUCGAUAUUCCUCCGAUAAUUGGAAAUUGCGAAUAGAACGUUGUUAUCCUCGUCGCAGAAUAAUCUAUUCGAGACUAUCGAAUUUCAUUUUCCCAUACCGCUAUACAUGUACAUAGCGAUCAUUUUACGAAUGUCGGAUACGAAUGCGAGGAAAGACCCGUUGUAUCUGGAAACAUAAUCGGACGACGGAUGCGUAAAAGUUUUACGCGGGAUUCGCAACGACAGACGAAAGAUACAAGCUGGAAGAACGCGAAGAACGAUGCCUGUUCGAGGUACGACUCACGAUUUCGUCGAACGAUAAGCGGCGAGCUCGCUGGAUAAACGCACGAUGCACGCGUGAAUCGGAACCAUCAUGGAGGCGCUCCGAUUGAUUUUCCUGUUGCUGGCAUCGUCGCGCUACUUCCUACGUCCGAUCGAUGGUGCUAUUCGCGGCGAUAAGCUGGUCAACGAGGAGACGCAGAAUCGGAAUAACGUCCUUCCUUCGGUAGCUGCGCCUGUCAAGGAUGUCCUGGCGCAGACUGGCGGUAACGCUAUGCUACCCUGUAGAUUCGCUGGUCCAGGAAUAGUAACUUGGAUCAGAAGGAAAGAUAGACAGCUAUUGACGCUGGGUACUGGUACUCAUGCCAUAGACACGCGAUUCAUGGUGGUUUCGAACAGCCCAGAUUGGACCCUGCUGAUCAAGAAUGUUAAACGCGAAGACGCUGGACUGUACGAGUGCCAGACAGAUUCAAACUCGGUUCAGCAACGAUUUAUUCGUUUGAGCAUUACGGAGGCAUAUUCCGUGAUACCCGGCGGACCGGAUCUUCACGUGAAGCAAGGAUCUAGUCUUCGACUAGAAUGUCAACUGAUAGCAUCCACGGAGACACCCAGCUUCAUCUUUUGGUAUCGCGAGGGCCGCAUGAUCAAUUACGACGACGAACCUGGAGUCAAAGUCGAGGCUACGAAAAACGGUUCGAUUCUCGUGAUCGACAAAAUGAAACUCUCCCACGGUGCUAAUUAUACUUGUUCGCCGAGCAACGCCAAGCCAGCAUAUAUCAUGAUACAUGUAAUCGAAGAAGAGGAAAAACCGGCGGCUAUGCAUGGCGGUGAUCGACGAAACGCUACGUCGAGGGCGUCCAUCAACGUCAUGUUGAUUUUCCUGACUUUCCUCGGCAUACGCACCUCGAAUCGGCAAGUCUGCGUCACGUGACCAGCCUACCGUGCCAAUUUUGUUACCGAAUUUAUACUACCUACUGCGGGAUUGCAAAUAAUUUUCAUUACAUUUUUCUAUCUUCUCUUACUUUAUAGCGUUACCCGCCAAAUCUAUACUUAAAGUCAUCGGCAAUUCGCAGACAUGCAACGUCACCUGCUGAAUUAAUCCAAAGUUCACCGGCGCGGUAAAAUGUCAACUCGAAAUAACAAUAUCGUGCGAGCGACAUACAGAUACGAACAAAGAUGGUACUAUUUUUCGCGACCUGGCUAACUCAAUGUAAAAUUAUAAGACACCGAUACCACGAUUUCGAAGAAUUUCAAAGUUCAUCGGUCAAUGUAUGACAGAUAGAUGUACUAAAAUACUCGAUAUCGUUAUGCCAACGGUUCAGUUUUUGGAAUUCAAGAUUAUAACGCUUCGUUCUUAAACGUUAAACAUCAAAGACGCAACAUGUGCGUAUUUACAACGCUGAGUGCAACGUGCAACAUUGUUCGUGGAACGCCAGACGGAACGUAAACUCAAGCAAUAUUAAAUCGUAUAUUAUAUUCAUUUUUACUCUAUCCUUGGAAUAUUUUCGUCGAGAUAAGCGUACAAAGGUUCAUCUUUAUCUAGAUGCAUUCGCCGAACUAUCUCUUUUCCUAAAACGAGCAUGGGCAAAGGUAUGCACGACGUCACGAUGAAAGAAGUAGUCAUCCUUUUGCAUUUUUAAACAGAAAUAACGUUGAAUUAAACGCUUGGUUGCCGUAAAGGCGUAAGACACGCCAGAAAUUUCUGUAACGAGGAAAAGAAAAAGGCGCGGAACGUUCUAUCGAUGUAAGAUACGAAUCCUCAAGCACGACAAGUAUCGUAUUCAGCGGCCGCUUUCACGUUCCCAUAAGUCGGUCGUUUUCCCGCGUAAAUAAAAGCGAAUGCAUAGGAAAGUUCGCGUUCAUUCGUGGAGGAAUCAAUGUAACAAAGCAGUGACACGUUAAUGAUGAAUUGAAAAGCAAACAUUUUAAAGUUUAGAUAAAUUCAAUGUACUAAAAAUGUACUAAAAAGGUCACAGCAUGUCGCGCCGCACACUGUUUACCGUUUAAACGAGCAUAAAAGUGUACUCGAUAAAUCUUAAAGCGUGAAAAACGCUUUUUCAUGUUUCGUCGAAAGCUUCGCGAAUUAACAACGUUCGAACGAGCCAAAAAUCACGUUACGAAUACCACGAAUGAUCCCGUGCUUCUUUCAGUACGCCUUACAUCGCGUGAAAAUCCACAACGAUUUUUCCUCGAACGAAGGCGAUCUCGUACUCGAAAACCGAAUAAAAUUAACGCGAUUAUCGUUUCGUCCUCCUGUCUAGUCUUAUACCUAGUCUUGCAAUCCUACGUAUCUUACGUUGGAAAAAAAUAUUAAACUCGUCUAACGGAGGAUGCUUCGACCUGAACAAUUACAAAGUACAAUCAUCGUUUGUCGUAUGCUUUGUCAGAGGAAAAGAGGGGGAGCUAUUCUAUCUAUUCGAAUCACAGUUCCCAGGUAAUAUUAGAACUAAUCACUCGAUGUAUUAAUGUGAUCAAUGUACAUACGUGUAUGCUAACUGUAAUACCUACACUAAAUCGAACAGAUAACGAGUAUUUGUAGCAAGAAUGUUUCUUUCGCGGGGUGCAAGAGUUUCGCAAUAUCUUUUUACACGUGACGAAGCAUUACGCGACUUAUCGAAUAAGCGUAUAAGUUUUUACUUAGGACGAGUAACAAUUUGUCGAUGAUUUCUCGUUGAAACGAGCUUUCCAUUGUCCGCUCGGGUAUUAACGUGACCCCUGUACGUAGCGUUAUAGAACCUAUUAGCAGGAAUUUCAUGCUCCAAAUUAUAACGAUCGACAUUUGUAGAUUUGAUUCGUUUAACAAUAAUAGACGCGAGUGAUUUUAAUAUCGAGGCUUCAGAUUAAUUUUCGUCGACUUAUCGGAAAAAGGCAGAUGAACGAUAUGG
Messenger RNA from Eufriesea mexicana, 3627 nucleotides. RefSeq names its product neural cell adhesion molecule 2. NCBI's taxonomy places the organism in Eukaryota, Metazoa, Arthropoda, Insecta, Hymenoptera, Apidae. Gene Ontology annotation, biological process: synapse organization. The transcript is spliced from 7 exons. The record is from RefSeq and is a predicted model, not a curated record. Bases 837 to 1673 code for a protein of 278 amino acids. Gene Ontology annotation, cellular component: neuron projection membrane.